Messenger RNA from Habropoda laboriosa, 420 nucleotides. RefSeq lists its product as uncharacterized. The transcript has 2 exons. The coding region runs from base 1 to 402 and encodes 133 amino acids. NCBI's taxonomy places the organism in Eukaryota, Metazoa, Arthropoda, Insecta, Hymenoptera, Apidae. The record is from RefSeq and is a predicted model, not a curated record.
AUGAACCCGAUCAAGUUGCGAUUCUACACCGAAAGGUUCGAGAAGGAGAGGAAAUACUUUCGGCUGCAGGAAGAAUUUGUAGCCAUCGGUCGAGCGAAACCUCUGACUGGUAAGUUUUACGCGAAACACCAGGUGAUCCCGGUGUCCGAAGUUCGCCAGGAGUACGUCGAUUUGAUCGUGAAACGGCAGAACCUGUCGCCGAAGGAUAUCUACACGUUCAGGCCGCCAACUGUGAACAUGGAGUACGGCUGGUUCGCGGAACCGUUCAUACCUCGAACCGACGAUUCGAGGUUACGUUUUCCCAUCGAACAAUCGGAUUUCAUCGGCAACGAGCUUCGAAUACGUCACCUGCAGAAAGGCUUACCGGUGGAGAAGUUUACCGGAGUACCGUUCGUAGUUUAAAAGUUCUCGAGCAAUCGU